UGGCUGAAGAGCUGAAUGGCGUGGAGCGGCGAGGGGAGGGACUGGGCCGCGGCGGACUCGGCGGCGGAGGGAGGAGCGCGGCUGCGGGCGGGCGGGCGGCGAGCGAGGCGCUCAAAGUCAGCCUCGCAGACAUUGCAGCAGAGCCCCGAACUCGGGAGGCGGCGGCGGCGGCGGCGGAGGAGGAGGCGGAGGCGGAGGAGGUGGAGGAGGCGGCCGAGGCGGAGGGACGCGCCGGCCCCAAGCCCUCCCGCCCGCCCGCGCACGCCCGCCGGUGGCCCCGCGGCUGCCACUGCGCUUGGCAGCGCUGCUGACCGGAGGGAAGAGCUCGCCGGGGCGCCGAGGGAGCACGGGGCGGCGGGGCGCCUUCGUGGAGUGCGCCUGACGGAGCCCGAGGCGCGGAGCCGCGGCGGCCUCGGGGAGUGUUGGACUGUGAGCUAUUGCAGAACUCUGUUCUCAGGACCCGUUAUUUUAACAGUCAGGAGAAACACAUCUAGAAGAUGCACGUGAGACUGAAGGAGGAACAGGGAAUCUGAAGACUCCAGAUGACAGGAGAGCUACUUUUCAACAGCCUUCUCGAUUUCCUUUCUCAGAAAGUAGAUACAAACCUUGUUGGAGACAGAUGGUGAGAAUAUUUUUCCUGCAUUCUUAAGGCUUAAUCAAUGUAAUUUUAAUAUAUUUUGGACCAUAAUUUCUUAGUUAUAAAUUAGCUCGUAGUCACCAGAUUUAUAUUUUGUGUUAUAUCUGUGCAAAUUAUUUCAUUAAGCACAGUGUGGUUUAAAACAAAACAGUGAGUAAGAUAUAGUCUAAGGAGCUUACAGCGAAAGGAGAUAAAUAAAUUUUAUCAAGCAGUAGAAAGAAGUUAAAUGCCCUAAGAAAGACACAAGAGAUUCUUCAGAAUUCAAAGGUAUAGAUUACUUCUGGAGAGGGACUGAGAAGCUUGAAAUCAGAAAUAUUAGUUGUGCUGAUGAUAAUUUGUUUUUACCAAAAACCAGAGAAAAUGGACAGUUAAUAUAAAACCCGAAAUAGCAAUCUGAUUUCAGAUAAAAAGUUAAUUAUUGUUUUGAGGAAAAAUAGAAGCAUGUUUGGUUAUUGUGGUUUUAUCACAAUCUGAGUCAAUGAUUACUUUUUGAAUUAUAUAAAAUGGUUACCUCUUACAAGGCAGAUAGUAUAUUAGCAUUUCUGAGAUGUGAUAAAAUAAUCUGAUUAAGUUACCACAAGUAGGUGGGCAGUACGACAGAAAGAGAUGGGCAAGUGGUUAAUUCUACUUGGAUUAGCACUCGUGUUAUCUCGUAUAGCUACAGCCUAAAUGAAUUUGUCAUGUCUUAAGCUCUAGCACUUUGCACUGCUUACGCCUGGACAGAAGCACUUCGAGUAAACUGGGAAAGGACAUAGUGAUGAAUUAUUGUGCUCAUAAUUAGUUGUGAAGAGUUCACUUUCAAUUAGCUAGCUGAAAAUUCUCGUUAGAAGAAAUCAGAUAGGAAAUCCUAAAAUUCAUGGUAUUUUAAUGGACCCUGAUGUUUCUAAAGGGGGAUGGCAACUUUGAGCCAGAUUUUUUCCUUAUUUUAUGUGUGAGAUGGUGGGCACAGUGCUAAUACAAAUUCCUGUUUCCUGACUAUUCUGAGUAUAUUCAGAACACCCAGGGAUUAAGUUAUUUAAUUAUUCUUCUUAUUUUUUUGUUUUAAGCAUUCUCUUUGUUCUUUUUUGUAAUUUAAGUAGGAAAAUCUUUAAACCAUUGUAUUUGUCAAAUAAAAGGACUAUACAGUUACUAAUAAUUUUUUGGUUUGCUAGUCAUUCCUCACAUAUUCUUAUAUUAUUUUUUCCUCUAAAUUGAGAUUUUAAAUCGACCAGAGUUUUAUUUGUUAAAUGCUAAGAGUUCUUUCAUUCAGGUAUAAUUAUGUGUUAAUGACUGAUAGUCCAAAAUCUGCUUUUAUUAUUUGAUGAGCAUAGUUGUUACUGCGCUCUAAUUCUCAACUUUUAAUUUUGCUAAAAUGAAAAUUAUAAUCAUGCAUAUUCUUGUGACCCACAAGAUAUAAUUAGUUUGUUGUUCUUAAUUUGUCAACGCCCUUGUUUUACCAAGUAACCAACAACCACUUAUGACAGUUGGAUAAAUAAAUCAUAGAUAGCCAGCUGGCAAAUUUACAUAGCCAAAAAGUUGUCCUUGAAAAUGAUCAAAUUUAGAUCUUUUCUCCCAGAUAGAAAAGACAGAUUAUUUUGAGUGUACAAUGAAUAGUUUGAAAGCAUAUAAAAAUGAGCUAUUAGUGAUGAUCACUUAUGUACAUUUAAAUUUUUUCAAGAUUUAAAAAAUGAAUAUAUGUUCAAUAUGUGUUUUCUAAAAUAUGUUUUGUUAAACAAUUCUUUGUUUUGAACUAAAGGUCCAUGGUCAAAUAAAUUUGGAGAAGUUGUUAUAAUAUAUCUUUUCAGUAGGCAUUCUGUUAGUCAGCCGUUGGAUUCUUAGUUUCCAAAGGAGGAUUUUUAUAUAUCUCAGAAGACUAGUAUUCGAUAGAAUACAGUUGAAGAGUGUGAAUUAAUAUAUUCCAUGAGGUUUUACUAUCAUCUGUCCAUUAUACAGCUACCCUCCAGAAACAGGUAUGUCAUAUUUUUAAGUAGAGUAAUGUUCUUGUGAAUGAGAGGCCAAAGAGGGUGAUAAGGAAAAGGAAAAAGAAUUUGAUUCAAUGAAUAUUGCAAAUCAUAUAAAGUAUGAAGUGUUUAUAAAGCUUCUCCGUGCCUUAGGCCAGAUUUCCUUUGCUCACUUGUCAGCUCUGUCUUUUGAAAAAAAAACAAAAAACAAAAAC
Messenger RNA from Acinonyx jubatus (cheetah), 2792 nucleotides. RefSeq names its product serine/arginine repetitive matrix protein 3. Lineage: Eukaryota; Metazoa; Chordata; Mammalia; Carnivora; Felidae. The transcript is spliced from 3 exons. The record is from RefSeq and is a predicted model, not a curated record. Bases 16 to 507 code for a protein of 163 amino acids.